AUGGUGAAGAGCGCUGUUGUCAUACCCGUAGCGGUGCUUGCAUCCAUAUGCGUGGUCAUGUUCGUCUUCAUCUGGUGGUGGUUUCCCAGACACUACAGAAAGGGUGUCGCGGACGACAUGAAUAUCAUGGACGGCGAGCGGGCGGGCAGGGAUGCCACCCACGCGGGAUUGGAGGGAGGGACGACGGACGCAGAGAACAUGGAAGCGUCUCGGCCGAAGACCUUGGAAGAACAUAUCGCCAUCGCCAGAGCCAACAUACGACGCGGCCACAAUCCAGCAGCGACGCCGUAUUGA
Molecule: messenger RNA, 294 nt
Organism: Cladophialophora carrionii CBS 160.54
Lineage: Eukaryota; Fungi; Ascomycota; Eurotiomycetes; Chaetothyriales; Herpotrichiellaceae
Exons: 1
Coding region: 1-294 (97 amino acids)
Source: RefSeq, a predicted model, not a curated record